Funneliformis mosseae is the source of this 444-nucleotide messenger RNA. Lineage: Eukaryota; Fungi; Glomeromycota; Glomeromycetes; Glomerales; Glomeraceae. The record is from the annotation of a GenBank genome assembly.
AUGUCAAAUCAAGUGAAAAAUGAAGAAAAUCAUGAAAAAUUAUUCCAAGAUAUUGGUCAAGUGGUUGAUGACGAUGAUGAUGUUAAACCAACCGAAAUUGAAAGUUAUUGUGUCAAUUGCGGUGAAAAUGGAAUUACAAAAUUAUUAUUAACAAAGAUUCCUCACUGGAGAGAUAUUGUGAUUAUGAGCUUCAAUUGCGAGCAUUGCGGGUUCAGUAACAAUGAAGUUCAAUUUGCCGGUGCAAUAUCAGAAAAAGGAUGUACAUGCACAUUUACCAUUAAUAAUAAACAAGACUUAAAUCGUCAAUUAGUUAAAUCUGAAACAGCAUCAAUAAAACUUAAUGAGAUCGACCUGGAAAUUCCAGCUACAACAAAAAGAGGUUGUCUUACUACUAUAGAAGGAGUGAUUUCAAGUAUAAUUGAAGAUUUAUCAGUAGAACAACCU